AUGUCUCUGGAACUACACCAUCUUCACCUUUCGCAGAGCGAGAGGGUCGUGUGGUUGUUAGAGGAGCUCAAAGUGCCAUACACCCUGCACGUCUACGAGAGAGACCCACAGACAGCCCUCGCACCUCAAGACCUGAAGGGCGUCAACCCAUUUGGCACAGCGCCCUACUUCAGAGACACCACCGUGUCGCCUCCCGUGAGCCUGUCUGAGUCCGGCGCCAUCGUGGACUACAUCCUCAGCGUGCAUGGCGGCAACACCGCUCCCGGCAGCGGCGUGCCGCGGCUGGUCAGGACGCCCGACGAUAGGGACUACGGCGACUACCUGCAGUGGCUGCACUAUGCGAACGGGUCGCUGCAGCCCGGUGUCUCAAGGCUCAUGACUUUCCUGCUAUCCGGAAUUGGGGAUGACAACCCCAUGUCGCAGAUCUUCACCAAGAGGAACCAGACGCAGAUGAAGCUCCUGGACGAGCGGCUCGCGAACAACAAGUUCCUCGCCGGCGCGCAGAUAAGUGCCGCCGACAUCAUGAGCGUCUUUUCCCUGACCACGAUGCGGGGAUUCGUUCCAUUUAUAGACCUGGGGCCGUAUCCUAACAUCCUGCGAUAUCUCAAGGACGUGGCGGAGAGGCCGGCAUACCAAGAGGCGCUGAAGAAGGGAGAUCAUGGGAUGGCCCCGAUGAAUACGCCUAAGGUGAAGGGUUUCACCCAGUUCGCGGCCUUCAAGCCAGCACUUGAGAAGUACAACUGA
This is a messenger RNA of Diaporthe amygdali, 744 nucleotides long. Its product is annotated as glutathione s. The transcript is spliced from 2 exons. Bases 1 to 744 code for a protein of 247 amino acids. The record is from RefSeq and is a predicted model, not a curated record. NCBI's taxonomy places the organism in Eukaryota, Fungi, Ascomycota, Sordariomycetes, Diaporthales, Diaporthaceae.